Molecule: messenger RNA, 5995 nt
Organism: Drosophila montana
Lineage: Eukaryota; Metazoa; Arthropoda; Insecta; Diptera; Drosophilidae
Gene: rols
Product: rolling pebbles
Exons: 9
Coding region: 158-5881 (1907 amino acids)
Molecular function (GO): protein binding
Source: RefSeq, a predicted model, not a curated record
AUGAGCAUCGAUAACAAACAUAAACUGCUAAAAUGUUUAUUUGAGGCAAACGUUGCAGUUACUUUUCGGCCCCCAAACCGCACAACAAACAUAAGAUCCGAUUCCAAGUGAAAAUGCAACUGCAACUGCAACGGCGACGCUGUCUUUGUCUGACCCAAUGUCAAUGGCCACAAUGCAGCUGCAGUCAAUGGACGUGGAGCAGCUGGAGCUGGAGACGCCGCCGCUGCCCAUACAACCGCCCCCGAACAUCAAUGCCAGCGGCAUUGUCUACGGCUUUCGCACACGCCACUUGUCCUGCAUCGAGGAGAACGAUUCGGAUUCCCUACACGGAUCAUCCAUACCGCGCGCCUACGAUCUGAUGCAGCAGGCAGAUGAAACCUUUCAGAAGCUAAGCGCUGGGCAUGGUUACGCAGCUGAAGAGGAGGAGGACGAAGAGGGCGAAGAUGAGGAGGCGGAGGAGGAAACGGACGAUGAUGAUGCGCUGGACACCAUUGCCAUGAUUGAUGAGUCGCGUUUGUGUGAUGCCGACUAUCUGGACGAGCUGAUUGCCGUGGAGCAAACGCAGACAGAGCUGGCCGACUCUGGCAAUGUGGAGGAGGAGGACUUCUGGCAGCCAAACUUCAAUCGCAACGACAUCAUGAUGACCUCUUGCUAUGGCACCCUGAACAGCUCCUUUGGCAGCGACAUGUCGGCCGUCGCGACGACGCCCAAGAAGGCGCCCGAGCCUCUAUAUGCCACGCCCGAGAAACGUCGCGAGAACAAUCGCAGCUUCGACUCAACCUGCGCCUCGCAGACGAGCUCCAUUUAUGGCGGCUCAAUGAACUCCUCGCUGGAUCUCAAGUAUAUGAUGAGCGUGUCGCUGUGCGCCGCCGGCGCCAAUGGUGGCAUCAACGGCACGAGCACAUUACGUGGCGCCUCAGUGCCACCAAUGGAUCUAUCGCUAAUGUCUAGCGACGGUGUCAGCGCCCUGGACUGGAGCUCCGCCAGCGUGACUUGUGUUCUGGACACUGGGGACGGCAAUCCCGCCGAGGAGCUGGACGAGCAAACUGCAGCCAAGUGCAUAAGUGCAGCUGAGAGCGAUCUUCAAUCGAUUCGACGGCUCUUGGAACACGAUGCCAGCGGCUCGGUCUGCCCCUCGUGCCGCAUCUCCUUCGACAAGGGCAAGCGACGGAAACUGAUCGACACCUGCGGACACGAACGCUGCUAUUCCUGUAUGUUCCGCAACGAUCAGUGCCCCAUGUGCAUGAACAGCUCGCUGAAAGAUGUGGAUGGCGCCAAUGCUCAGGGCUAUGACACCGGCAUCGGGGGCUCCACAUCGACGAUUGUCAGUCCGUUGGGUUCACCCCAGCCGCAGCUGCGAUCCCAUGCGCAGCGGAACGCGGCUCUGGCGCGUUAUAUGCAGCAGCAUCGUCAGGAGUCGCAGUCGCCGGACUAUCAACGUUAUGCGAGCAUUGGCAAAUUGCCCCGUGCGACGGGCAAUGCCAAUGGCAGCAACAGCCAUGGCUUCGCUGGCAACACACACACCGUCACCGUCGACAUACACCAGCACAGUGGGCCGGGCAACAAGCAGCAGCAACAGCAGCAGCAGCAGCAACACACAACUUGCAACAGCAACAAUCUGCACUUGCCGUACUGCGAUCUGAAUGGGGCUCCGGCAUUUGCGACGCCGCCAACGCGUCGGCGUUUCUUCAAUCACAAGAAUCUGCGCAGCGCGCUCACCGGACACCGACGCACUGCCUCCAAUGGCGGCAGUCCGCUGGACACAGCAUCGAUGCUGUCGGGCGAUCAUCAUGCGCAUCAUCAUCAUCAUCACCAUCAUCAUCAUCGUCGCCAGCAUACUGGCAGCGGCAAGGAGUCGAACGCCUUGAAUACCUCCACCUGCUCGGAUUCGGCGGUCACGCGACGUCGUCGCAAGAACUUCAGCAACAACAAUCUGAAGACAUCCGCGGAGCAUGGCGCCAACAGUGAGAAUCGCCUGAAUCGGCUCAGCUUGGCCGGCACCUCGAUCAAAUCUCUAAUCAAAUCCCUGUGGAGCGUCAAUUCGUCGAACUCAAGCGAAGCGGGACUCAAUCAACUAGCAGGCAGCGACACCUUGGGCAUCGAACACCAUCCGCACUCGUUGCUGCAGCAGAAGGAUCAGCUGCGCGCCCGCCUGGGCCUCUUGCUGAACGACAACAACAACGGCAACGGCAACAGCAACACGAACACCAAUACAACCACCAGCAGCAGCAGCAGCAGCAGCAGUGGUGGCGGUGGCGGCGGCGGUGGCGACCACAAUGGCAACUCGACGAUGCAGUCGACCAGCAUCUCGAGCAGCACCGGCGUCAGCACCACGGCGAACAGCAGCAGCGGCAGCUCCUCGCAGCACAUCAGUCCCGAGUCGCAGUUGGCCAGCGUGGGGCUGAGCGGCAGCCAGCUGUCGGUGGCCACCUCGCACAAGGACGACGCGCUGAGCCUGUGCGGCAAAUUCAAGAUGGGCUGCGCCCUGCAGGAACAUCCCUACGAGCCGUUGCCCCUGGCACUGCCCGGCAAGGCGCGCAAGGGCGCCGCCCGGCGUUCCACGCGUGCCCAACAGCUGCCCGCGGGCACGGCAGCUGGAGCAGGAGCAGCUGGAACGGGAGGAGGCGCCGUCAAUAAGCGAGCGGCGGCAGCAGCGGCCCUAGCGGCGGUGCAGCUGGCGCUGAAGCCGCUGUUCUUUGAGGUGCCGCUCCAGGAGCCCGAUCCGCCGUAUGUGGGCCGGCAGUGGCUGGUGCAGCAGCUGGCCAACAUACUGCUGGGCACGGAGACGCGCGUGGUGCUCAUCAAUGGGCAGCCGGGCACGGGCAAGACCGCCUUCUGUCUGCAGCUGGUGGAGUACUCGUGCUUUGGACGGCGCCAGAUGCAGGCGCAGCAGCAGGAGGAUGCGGAUGCCAUCUACAGCCAGCUGAGCGCCCAGAACGAGCGCAUGCGCGGCCUGGCCUCCCACAUGGUCGGCUAUCACUUCUGCCAGUCGGACGCGAAUCUCACCUGCCAGGUGCCGGACUUUGUGCACUCGCUGGCCGCCCAGCUCUGCCAGGCGCCGCAGCUGACCGCGUACCGUGACUAUCUGCUCUCGGAGCCGCAUCUCCAGGACAUACUCAGCGUGCGUGAGUGCAUUGCGGAUGCGGAGCGUGUGAUGCGCCUGGCCAUACUGGAGCCGCUCGCUCAGCUGCAUCGCGCCGGCAAGAUACCCGCCAAGGUGGCCGUCAUACUGGUGGAUGCGCUGUGCGAGGCGGAAUACCAUCGGCCGGAUCAUGGCCAUACCAUAGCCAGCUUCCUGGCCCAAUUGUCGCCGCAUUUUCCCGCCUGGCUCAAGUUGGUCGCCACGGUGCGCACCCAAAUGCUGGAGCUGGUCAAGGCGCCCAGCUACACGCAGCUCACCCUCGACAGCUGGGCCAGCAGCCAGGCCCUGCAGCAGGAUAUGCUGGACUACAUCAAUGCACGCAUCGCCCAUUGUCCGGAGAUUCAGCACAAUAUUGGCGGCCAGUUGGCCCAGUCGCAGGCCAAGUUCGUGUCGCAUCUGCAGUCGCUCAGUCGCGGCUCCAUGCUGUAUGCCAAGCUCAUACUGGAUCUGAUCUCGCGCGGCCAGCUGGUGAUCAAAUCCUCCAGCUACAAGGUGCUGCCCGUCUCGCUGGCCCAGAUCUUUCUGCUGCACUUUAAUUUGCGCUUUCCCACGGCACGCAGCUUUGAACAGACGGCGCCCAUACUCAACGUUUGCCUGGCCGCGCUCUAUCCGCUCACGCUGGACGAGAUCUACUAUAGCAUGGAGGCACUGCAUCAUGGCCAGGAGCCGCUCAGCUGGCCGCAGUUCAUGCAGCGCUUCAAGCUGCUCGACGGCUUCCUCAUCAAGCGGCUGGACAACACGUACAUGUUCUUUCACAGCUCGCUGCGCGAGUGGCUCAUGCGCCGGGAUGAGGGCGAGUCCAGCAAGUUUCUGUGCGACGCCCGGCUGGGCCAUGCGGGCAUCGCCUUCCGGCUCUCCCGCCUGCAGGCGCCGCUGCAGCCGCAGCUGACGCUCGAGCUGGGCCAUCACAUGCUCAAGGCGCAUCUCUAUAGCACCAGCCAGGCGGCGCUCUCGCCGCGUGAUCUGCAAUCCUAUUGGCUGGCCGGCGCCGCCGACAACAUCUCCGCCGCUUUGGGCGCACUGCGCAACGUCUACAGUCCCAACGUGAAGGUGUCCCGGCUGGUGCUGCUCGCCGGCGCCUCGCCGGAUCAUCGCACCGACUACAUGGGCGAUGCCCCCAUUUUGUGCAUUGCCGCCCACGAGGGCAUCCUGCCCAUGGUGAGCCUACUGCUGGAGUUUGGCGCGGAUGUCGGUCUGACCAACAGCCAGGGCUGCACGCCGCUCAUCCUGGCCGCAAUGCGCGGCCACUGUGAUGUGGUGCGCCGCCUGGUUGCCGCCGGCAGCAGCCUGGGACAGCUGGACACGACGCAACGCUGCGCUCUGGUGCAUGCCGCACGCAUGGGCCAUCUCAGUGUGGUGCAGUAUCUGCUGGCCUGCGACUGGUCGCCUCGCCCCCGCUCCCAGGAUGUGGGCCGCUCGCUGGCGCUGCAGCAGGCGCUCAUUGGGGCGGCGGCCCAGGCGCAUGUCAAAAUACUCGAGGAUCUGCUGGAUCUCAACGAGCACGAACUGGACGAUCUCGGCGUCAAUGUGAACGGCCUGGAGCCGAGCAGCGGGGAGCUGGCGCUGACGGCAGCCGCACGACACGGCUGCAUGGAUGCGGUCAACAUUCUGAUGUCGCGUGGAGCCCAAAUCGAUGCACGGAAUCGUCAGGGCUACACGGCCCUCUGGCUGGCCGUCAAGGAGGGCCAUUGGAGCGUGGUCGAGCAGCUGCUGCAGCGCGGCGCAUUGCUGGACGAGCCGCUGGGUCAGGCGCGCAAAACGCCGCUGAUGAUCGCCGCCGAGGAGGGACAUCUGGAGCUGCUGGAGCUGCUGCUAGCACGUGGCGCCACAUUGGAGGCCGAGGAUCAUGAGGGUUUCACUGCGCUCAGCUGGGCGUGUCUGCGCGGCCAUUUGGCAGCGGCCAGGUGCCUCAUUGAGCACGGCUGCAAUCGGCAGCACGAGGAUCACAAGGGACGCACCGCCUUGGAUCUGGCCGCGUAUCAGGGUGCGGCCAGUCUGGUGCUCUAUUUGCUGGAGCAGGGCGCCAAUCUGGAGCACAUCGAUGUGCAUGGCAUGCGGCCGCUGGAUCGUUCCAUUGCCUGCCGCAACAUACAGGCGGUGCAGGUGUUUCUGCGCAAGGGCGCCAAACUGGGACCCACCACCUGGAGCAUGGCCAUGGGCAAGCCGGAGAUUCUGGUGGUGCUGCUCAACAAAUUGCUCGAGGAUGGCAAUGUGCUGUACCGCAAAAAUCGCUUCCAGGACGCCGCCCAUCGCUAUCAGUAUGCGCUGCGCAAGAUCUCCGGCCUGGAGCAGCUGCUCGAGCGGAAUGCCGUAUUUGCCCAGCUGCGCACAAAUCUGCUGCUGAAUCUGUCGCGCUGCAAGCGAAAACUGAAUGAACUUGACGCCUCCAUAGAUUUGGCCACGCAAGCCAUACUGCAGAAGCCGCACAGCUACGAGGGCUACUAUGCCCGGGCCAAGGCGCGCAUGGAGCUGGGCGCACUAAACGAGGCGCUUGUCGAUGCCAACGAGGCCAUGCAACAGGCGGCCCAGAGUGGAGUCCUUUGUGAGGUUGUGGAAGUCCUGAAGCGUAUCCAAGCCGAGCUCCUCACACGAAUCACCAGCGAAGAUCAAUGUGCUGGCAAGCUGGCCAGCGCCGGAGUCGGCGUUGGAGUCGGAAACGGAAUCGGAAUCGGAACCGGAGCCGGCGCUAGUGCCGUCUACGAAUCUCAGCAGGAGAUGACCGAUUUGACUAGCUCUUAACUGUGUUUCUAUUUAUUGCCUUUGGAAAUUUGAUUAAUUUAAAAAAUUAAUUUGUAUUCUUUCUUUUUCUUUACGCAUGUAAAAAAUAGUUGUAAUAAAUAUACAUUAAGUCUA